AUGGAACUAAACCGGAACCUUGGCAGAGUCCUCCGUCCAGGCUCAGCCACAGUCCGGGUGACUGAUUUGAGGUGGCAAGGUCUCCUGAAUCCUAGCCCAUUGGUUAAAGAUGAUGGAGAGCUACUUAUGGAUGAAUACCUUUCCCCCAGUAAACUGAAAGUGCUGACAGGGGUAGAUGAUCUGCAGCAAGUGAAGGCCCUAGAGAUGCGUGUGGACACGAGAGAGAACAGCUUGGGAAACUUUGGUGCUUAUCUCCCUAAUCUAAGACAACUGAAAUUGAACAACAGUUUACUUGUAUCUGUGAGGGACCUUGGAAGCACAUUGUCUCAUCUCCAAGUAUUGUGGAUGGCUCGCUGUGGGCUCACAGAUUUAGAUGGAAUCUCUUCCUGUAGCUCUUUGAAGGAACUCUAUAUAGCCUAUAACAAUAUUUCUGACCUGAGCCAAGUGAGCUUGCUGGAUCAUCUUGAGAUUCUGGACCUGGAAGGAAACAAUAUUGAGGACAUCAACCAGAUUCAGUACCUGGGACUCUGUGGCAAACUGAACAGUCUCACAGUGGAGGGGAAUCUUAUUUGCCUGAAGCCAAACCCAGAGUCUUCAGAGGUGCCAGGUUAUAACUACAGAGCUGAAGUGAAAAAACUCAUCCCUCACUUAAAGUAUUUGGAUGAAAUACUAGCAAAUCAAAUCACCAUCCCUCCCUCCAGGAAGAUGAACAAGGACUGGCUAAUUGUCAAGGAGUCCAUUAAGGAGGGCAGUUUAGCCAAAGACAUUUCUCGGUUUGAUGCUCAUCCAGAGGCAACAACCAGACCUGGCUCUGGUCUGAGACCUACUACAGCUCGCUUCAUGUCAGCUUCCAGACCCGGGACUGCACAGAGGCCUGCUGGUGCAGGGAGAUCUAGCAAUGUCCAUUUGCUAUCCUGUGGUAGCACCCUUCCAGACUCCACUGUCUCUGAUGAGAUAUUCCUAGAAGAUGACUCCAGUGACUUGACACAUGGAAUCAGCCGAGUUAUAUGUGGGAACCCUAUCAAAGCCCUUCAUGCACGGAGACAAAAGCUAGGUUCUGUAGCAAUGAACCCUUUCCAAAUGCCUGGUUCCAAGAUGGAGCACACCUAUGACUCUGAAGAAGCUGAAGAUCUAAGCCGGGAAGAUGUCUUUACUGAACUGAGGGCAUGGAGAGAGCAUCAUAACCAGUGUCUGCAAAUCAUUCAGAUGGAGAAGGCCCCCCAGGUGCUGAAGAUACACAGUGAUGAGGAGGAAGAUGAAGAAUGCAGCCUGAGUGACAGCUGUGAGGAUGAGCUAAGAGAUACUUAUGACGAGGACCUAACUGAAAGGAUUUCACCAGAUUCCUCCUGCCAGUCCCGUCUUUCCCAGUCCUCCUCAGAUUCAUCACAUGCCCAAGAAAGUGUGUUGCCCGCUAGUCUGAAUCGUUCUCUGGUACCUUCUCCUCCAAAGUCCCCUUCACCUGCAUCCAUGCAGGGCGUUGCAGCUAGACCCUCAAAAGUGAGAGACAUCAGGGGCAGACGUCUGAAAGUGCCCAACCAGAAAGAAGCAGCUCAACUGAGGGAAUAUCCCCAAUCAAGAGUUAGCACAGAAAUCGCAGCCCAGCUUGUGGGUGAAGAGAUUGCUAUUCUGACUCUGCACAGCACACCUGCUGCAUGUGAGGCAUUGCCACUGAGAGCUGAAGGGAGGUAUUGGACCAGCGAGAGUGUUGGCCGGCAAACCAGGAGGCCUAUUUCAGGACCAGCAGCUGUUGGAUCAACAAGUGUCAGAGCCACUGUGGAUAGGAGUCCCCCCAAAGUGAUCAACCAUCACCAGCCAGUUGUCCGCUCAUCCACAAAAACCCCAGAGAGGUUUGCGCUGAGGAAUGUGGUCCAUCCUCUGACUGCCAAGGCUGCCCUGCAGAGGUUGCCAAGCAGGCCCAGUGUCUCAACAGCUACUCAGAGCAAGACGCCAAAGUCAUAG
Molecule: messenger RNA, 1959 nt
Organism: Emys orbicularis (European pond turtle)
Lineage: Eukaryota; Metazoa; Chordata; Testudines; Emydidae
Gene: LRRC56
Product: leucine rich repeat containing 56
Exons: 12
Coding region: 1-1959 (652 amino acids)
Molecular function (GO): protein binding
Source: RefSeq, a predicted model, not a curated record